ACGAGCUGGCAGCAGCGGGCAUAGAACGCACCCACUACUCUGGCUCCGUCGCCAGCCACGUCUUCGUUUGAAGCGCGCAGGGAACUGCUCGGUUCUCUUGCUUGCUGUGUGCUGGGUACUCGACCUGCUGUCCUUCUGGCCUAUGCUGUCCUCUCGUUUUCUCGUUCCCACCCUCUUGCCCCCCACCUCCCUCUCCCCUCUUCCCUGCUACCGGUCUUGGUGGUGGUCUAUCGCCUCCUUGCUAUAUUUAGCCUGUCCAUAUCCGUCCGUCCUUCGUUUCUUGCUCGACGCAGCAAACAGGCGCCGGGUUUAGCGCCGGGUGGAGAAAAGCAGUCGGUUUGACGAGGUGAGAGAUAUGGCAGCCGCGAUGGCACAUGCACUGCCGAUGCCUGUGGUAGCAGACGGCUCUACCUCUUUCUCGCUCCGUCCUUCUGGACCAGUCCCCACCCACGCUGUGACUGCAUCAGCGGCUAUGGUGAAGAGUGCGGCCAGGGCUCCUUCGUCGGCCGCGGGGUGGAGUUCUGCACUCGUGCCUCAGUCUGUCUCCAGAGCCUCUCGCGAUCUGAUUAGCGCGCGGGAGGCUUUCGUGGCUGGCGGGGGGAGCGCGGAGGGGGCGGGGUUCUUCCGCGGACAGAUGUUCGGCGCCGCGGGUAUCCCCGGCGCGGCUUCUUUUAAGUCGCCAUCGGGCGAGAAGUUGCCUCUGGAGAUGGCGACCGUCCUAUGCGCAGCGGAGCCGCCAGCCAGACCUGGCAGUGACCGGGGCCCGCCGGCGGCGCGGAAGGGUCGCGGCAAGAUGGAGGUGAACGCGGUGUUGGCCGACAUGGCGAAGAGGACGACCCCUGAGGAGGAAUUAACCCAUGUCAUCCAGUUGAGGGAGAGGGCGCUGCCGCGUAAUGUGAUCUCUGUCAUCUUGGGCGGCGGCGCCGGGACGCGAUUGUACCCUCUCACGAGGCAUCGCGCCAAGCCCGCCGUGCCCAUCGGCGGAGCCUACAGGUUGAUCGACGUGCCGAUGAGCAACUGCAUCAACUGCGGGAUCAAGAAGAUCUUCAUUCUGACACAAUUCAACUCCACGUCGCUGAAUCGGCACCUGGCGAAGACGUACAACUCGGGGGGCAUUACGUUCGCUGAUGGGUUCGUCGAGGUGUUGGCCGCGACGCAGACUCCAGGGGAGGGCGGUCAGGAAUGGUUCCAGGGAACUGCCGACGCCGUGCGGCAGUAUCUGUGGUUGCUGGAGCAAGACCUGUCGCACAGGGACGUCGAAGACAUACUGAUUCUGUCAGGGGAUCACUUGUACCGAAUGGAUUACAUGGAUUUCGUGCAGAGGCACAAGGAUACCGGGGCUGAUAUCACGAUCUCGGUAUUGCCGAUAGACGACAGCCGGGCGUCGGACUACGGAUUGAUGAAGACUGACGACAAGGGAAGGGUGGUGUCGUUCGCGGAGAAGCCCAAGGGUCAGGAGCUGGCUGCCAUGGCGGUGGACACCACGAUUCUCGGAUUGUCGGCGGCUGAGGCCAAGGAGAAACCGUACAUCGCCUCCAUGGGAAUUUACGUCUUCAAGAAGAAGACCCUCAUCGAGCUCCUUCGGUCCAGGUACCCCCACGCCAACGACUUCGGCUCCGAGAUCAUUCCGUCUUCUGCCGGCGAGUUCAACGUGCAGGCGUAUCUCUUCAACGACUACUGGGAAGAUAUUGGGACCAUGAGGUCCUUCUUUGAGGCGAACCUCGGCUUGACCCGCCACCCUGCGCGCUUCAGCUUCUACGAUGCGCAGAAGCCCAUCUACACCUCGCCGCGUAACCUGCCCCCCUCCAAGAUUGAGAAGUGCCGGGUUAAGGAUUCGAUCAUCUCUCAUGGGUGCUUUUUGCGUUCGUGCGCUGUCAAGCACUCCAUCAUCGGCCUGAGGUCGCGAGUCGAACAAGGCGUCGAUAUUGCCGACACGAUGAUGAUGGGAGCUGAUUACUACGAAACGGACGCCGAACGUGCCGCGUUGUUAGCCUCGGGCAGAGUGCCCAUUGGCGUGGGAGAGAACACGGUUCUCAGGAAUUGCAUAAUUGACAAGAACGCACGCAUCGGAAGAAACUGUCGGAUCACGAACGAGAAGGGGGUAAAGGAGGCGGAGAUGACGGCCCAGGGGUACUAUAUUAGGGACGGUAUUGUCGUCAUUCUCAAGAAUGCGAGUAUCUAUCAUGGUACUGUUAUCUAGGAGGCGAGGGGGUCUGGCGGGGAGAGGGAGGGGGGGGGAGGGAGGGGCAAAUUUUAGGGGGGGGGGGGGGGGGGGGGGGGGGGGGGGGGGGGGGGGGGAAAUUUUUGGGGGGGGGGGGGGUUGCGGAGAGGGGGGGGGGGGGCAGGAGGGGGAGGGAGAGUCAUUGAGUAGAGGAGAGAGGAACGUACCGUCAUCUAGGAGGGGGGAAAAGGGCAGAAGGGUCACAACAGAGUACAGGAGAGAAACGUGAGAGGGAGGGGGAAAGGGGAGAAAAGGAUUGAGCGCAACGAGUUACUGUAGUCUUGUGUUUUGUGUUUUCUGCGUCAGCUCGUUCCUUUGCGGAGGUUACUUUUGCGGUCAUUCAUUCUUUGGGUUGUCUUGGGAUCCGGCUCAGGUCGGCAUCAAAGUUAAGGAUAGCGUUCCAGUCUAGUUAAGUCGUCAGUCUGUCUAGGGGGUUCUUUUUUUUUUUCCCCCCCGAUUUCUCUCUUUUUCAGCUUUUCCUUUUCCGGGGGAUUCGGUUUGCGGUCGAGGAUUUUUGUUUUGUCGUCGGAUCGAGUGUAGCGUCUUUUUUUCUUCGGGUGGUGUAUGGUGUUUUUUUUUUUUUCCGGGGAGUGUCGCAGUUUGAUUUAGGGGGUCCGAUAUUGGUGAUUAGGCCACAUCUCUCUCUCUCUCUCUCUCUCUCUCUCUCUCUCUCUCUCUCUCUCUCUCUCUCUCUCUCUCGUCAUAGUGGACGGGCCAAUCAAAAUUGCCCUCGGUCUUACGGGAUUGCUCACACGCGAAUGUUUUUAGUGAGCUGUGGACGUGAUUACGGUCGGAUGCAUUCACGUCUGACCGUAAUUGCAGUUAGAUUCAUUUUAGAAAGUGUAUGAGUAUGGCUGGCCUGAAUGAGCAGCUGCUGUUCCCAGUACUGAUCGCGCGGGCUGGCUUUGGAAAUGGGAAAUGGCCAGUGCAGAUUACCGUAUGGGAAAUAGCCAGUGCAGAUUACCGUUCUGGUUUAAUAGAGAGUUAACUGGUGGCUUAACUCGUGUUUAAGGCGUGGCUCCGAGUUGAGUAUAGGCGCCGGUGGUGACCUGUGGUGGGACAACUUUCCUUCUGCAUUCUCCUUCGCGUAAGUACCAACUCACACUGUAUUCUCCUUCUGCUGCUGUGGUGAGUUGUGGCACAGGUGAGUCUGUGUGUGAUACAAUCGAACGUAAUGAUGAUGCCCGUUGAGCUUGCGCCGGCGUUCGACUCUUGAGUGCGUUGGGGUCACGGUCGUGCCAUGGGGGCUGUUGGUGGCGAUGAUGGUGGCGGUGAUGAAGAUGAUAGGGUGGUGAAUUAAAAGCCUGAAUGAGAGAAUGAAGGGAGGACGACUGCCUCCUUGUUCUCGGAAGGACCGGCAAGUGAUUCAAUAAAUGGCACGGCAUUGGUUACGCCGAAAUACGGGGCUUGAACGAGUGGCCGCUUUGGGGUUACGCUCGUGCCAUGGCGGGUGGUGGUGGUGGUGAUAAUGGUGAUAGGGUGGUGAAUUAAAAGCCUGAAUGAGAGAAUGUCGGGAGGACUACUGUCUCCUUGUUCUGUGAAGGACCGGCAAGUGAUUCAAUAAUUGGCACGUCAUUGGGGCCUGUUGUAGGGGAGGGGCCGCGAGGUCUGGUGUAUCUGUGAACGCGUGUGCGUUUGCCCCGUGUUCGUGUGUCUGCGCGUGUGUGUGUGUGCGUGGAGAGAGCGAGCGAGCGAGCGAGAGAGAGAGAGAGAGAGAGAGAGAGAGAGAGAGAGAGAGAGAGAGAGAGAGAGAGAGGUGGAAUUCCAACACGUCAAAGCUGUGGAUUUGUGGGAGGAUUACCACGGAGGAGACCAGGUCGCCAGGAGCGGAUAUGGGCAAAGCGAUGGGAGUUCUAGGAGAGUAAGUUCUUAGAUGGCGUAAAGGAAGGAGUCAAAGGAGAGAGAGAGAGGGAUGCUAUCCCAGUCAUGUUUAGGAAAUUGGAAAUAUUUCUGUUCGUUUUUCUGAAGAAAAGA
Messenger RNA from Chara braunii, 4195 nucleotides. The record is from the annotation of a GenBank genome assembly. NCBI's taxonomy places the organism in Eukaryota, Viridiplantae, Streptophyta, Charophyceae, Charales, Characeae.